Messenger RNA from Mytilinidion resinicola, 570 nucleotides. RefSeq lists its product as uncharacterized. Lineage: Eukaryota; Fungi; Ascomycota; Dothideomycetes; Mytilinidiales; Mytilinidiaceae. The record is from RefSeq and is a predicted model, not a curated record. The transcript has a single exon. The coding region runs from base 107 to 463 and encodes 118 amino acids.
UGAACGAGCUCGACUGACGGAAGGAAAGAUCUUGUAGUAUUAUUAUGAUCGAAUAUGAUGAUGCUUGUUCUCACUACCUACUGCUGAUCAUGUGCAUUACCUCCUGAUGCUCGUGUGCACUACCUACUGCUGCUCGUGUGCACUACCUACUGCUGCUCGUGUGCUUGUUGCAACCGUGACAUGGCGACAAUUUGAUAUUGAUGAUGCUGACAUUAACACAGAACAACUUGCUAAGAGACGAAACUCACAGCUUCCGCCGUCUCAUCCUCCCAGCCGGCGAACCCACAUUGCUGUUCCACGUAUAAUCGGUAGAACCCCCGUCCAGAUGCCCCUACCCGCGGUAUCGCUCUCCAUCAGCAGGGCAUCUGCUAGCAUGCCUCCCUUUCUGAAAAGGGACCGAUGCCUCCGCGCCUCCUUCACUCAAGAUCCCAGCACGGCUCUUGUUUCAUGGAAACGCAAUUGAAUCUGAAAAUGACUUCUCACUACCUACAUAAAACUGCUCACGUAGCUCGUAGAUCUUUGACAUUACAAAUAUCGUGACAUUGAUGAUAUUGACUCAUUACGACGUGA